Molecule: messenger RNA, 1218 nt
Organism: Cucumis sativus (cucumber)
Lineage: Eukaryota; Viridiplantae; Streptophyta; Magnoliopsida; Cucurbitales; Cucurbitaceae
Product: ethylene-response factor C3
Exons: 1
Coding region: 92-778 (228 amino acids)
Biological process (GO): ethylene-activated signaling pathway; regulation of DNA-templated transcription
Molecular function (GO): DNA-binding transcription factor activity; DNA binding
Source: RefSeq, a predicted model, not a curated record
AAGAAGCCAUCUCUCUGUCGAGAAAAACAGAGUAAUAGACUUCUCCUUUCAUGCACCACAAUUCCCCUUCUUCAUUUCCUCUAACAAUUCAAUGAAUUCUUCAUUCUUUCACUCCCAAAACUCCGAUCUCUCACCCGAGUCUUCCUUUAGCUCCUUUGAAUCCCUCCGAUGGGAAGGUUUUCAAAUCAACGAUCACUCUCUCCCCUUCAACCAGAAUGACUCCGACGAAAUGCUUCUUCACAGCUUAAUCUCCGAGGCUUAUGUGGACCCACAGGAGAAUUCCCCUCGGCAGGAUCCCAUCAAAGACGAGGAGGUCGAUUCCCUCGGAGAAGAAGACCCCCACAAGAGAAAGUCCUACAGAGGGGUCCGCCGGCGACCGUGGGGAAAAUACGCGGCGGAGAUACGAGACUCAACCAGAAAUGGGGUCAGGGUUUGGCUCGGGACAUUCGACAGUGCCGAGGCGGCCGCUUUGGCCUACGAUCAAGCAGCUUUUUCGAUGAGAGGUUCCGCCGCCGUUCUUAAUUUUCCGGUGGAAAGAGUUCAGGAAUCGCUGAAGGAGAUGGAGAUGAUCAACUCCGCGGGUGAGGGCGGCGACGGUGGAUCUCCGGUGGUGGCUUUGAAGAGAAAACAUUCGAUGAGGAAGAAAUUCACGAGAAGAAAGAGCAAAGAGAUAGAUAGGAUUGGGAAGACUGAGAAUAAUGUGGUUGUUUUGGAAGAUCUUGGCUCUGAUUAUUUGGAAGAACUUUUAGAGUCAUCCGAGAAUCUCCGACCGUGGUAGAAUCUCUCACGGUCCCCAAAAAUUCUGCCAUUUUUGUGUUAAAAGGACGAACACAUUAUUUUAGAAGCUACAACAAUAGUUUGAUAAAUUUCGAGGGAAAGAGACAAUUAGUUCAAAAGAAACAACUACAUUGUGAAGGGCCAUAAUCAAGAUGUCAUUAUUUGGCCUUGUUUAUAACUUUAUAGCUUUGGAACAUAGAUAUAUAACCCUAGAUUGUUGCCAUUAUGGCUUUCAAGAUUUUGCAUCAAUUUUUCCUUGCCUUUUUUAAGCAAGAGAAAGAUAUCAAGAAUCUUGGGGUUUUUUUUUUCUUUUCUUUUCUUUUCUUCUUCUUCUUCUUCUUCUUCUUCUUCUUUUUUUUUUUUUUUGUGUUAUUAAUGUAUAAAUUAUAGUUUGCUUCAUCAAAGUAUAUAAUAUCUUUGUUCUUUUCUAUAAAUUUUUUA